CGUCGUUGUCGUCAGUUGCUUGGCUGUCAGUCAGACGGCUGAUUCAAGUUUUGCUAGUUUUCGAGUUCCGUUUCAUAUUGUUGCACCGUGGCGGUUAUUAUUGUGUGAUUUCAUAUUCAAACAAACGUUGUGUACGAUUGAGAAUGAAUAAAUCUCACUUUUAAAUUCGGUUGUAGUGUUCUGUGUUUGUUAGGUUCCUUCGAAUGAAAACUAGAGCAAUGUGUGAAAUUGUAAACAGAUGACUUCAAUCAAACCAUAUGUUUCGAUACCUGCAGUUGUUUGGGCCCAAUCUUAUCGAGAGUGCCGGAACGGCCGGUGAAGCGCCCUGAAUAGUGGAUUUUAAUGAGCAGAAAGAUAACACCGACCCCAUUUCAAAUGAAUAAAAAUGUCAACAGAAGGAAGCGGAGAGACUCCAUCGAGCGGUCCGAGCCUGCCUGGAGCGCCGGAGCAAACGUACCUAUUCCCAAAGGCGAAAGGGCAUUCGAGGUCCAUCAGCCAUGGAGGAACGCCGAUGCUGGCGGGCGCACCAGCGCCGCGGCCGCUCAAAUCGGCCCUGCGUGGCCACCAGCGCGCCUUCUCGCAAGGCCAAAUCGGCGACGGCCGUGCUGGAUCGGGUGCGCAGGGCCACAGUCGCACUGGGUCGCGCACAGACUUUAUCCUGCCGCCUGGGCACCGCGCGGAUGCGCCAGCGGCGCCACGCACUGGCUCCGUGCGCGCGCACUCGCGGCAGGCCUCGCGCUCCGACUCCAUCUACACCCUGCGCCGUACGUCGGUGGUGAGCCCGUGGCGCCGCACAUUGUUCUGGCUGAUGCGCCGGCAGGCUCCUCAGGUCGACGCGCGUCACAUCGCAGUCGUUCCCAACCACCUUGUGCCUGAAAAAACCCCCCCAAAAGAGCACCCAAAUGGCCAGCGCUGCAACAACAAAAUCAGGACUACUAAAUACACUCUGUUGUCAUUCCUUCCUAAAAAUUUGUUUGAACAGUUUCAUAGAGUUGCCAAUGUGUACUUUAUAUUCAUAGUGUUGUUGAACUGGGUGCCAGCCCUGAAUGCUUUUGGCAAGGAGAUUGCCAUGUGCCCUGUUGUGUUUGUGCUAACCGUGACUGCCAUCAAGGACUUAUUUGAAGAUCGACGGAGACACCUCUCUGAUAAAAGAAUCAACAAUUCAUACUGCAGAGUUUAUAAAGUGAACGUGGACCGAUACGUGCGAGUGAAAUGGCGCGACGUGCGCGUGGGCGACCUGGUGCACUUGUCCAACAACGAAGCGGUGCCCGCGGACAUGGUGCUCCUCCACACCUCCAACCCUCUGGGGAUCUGCUACCUCGACACCUGCAACCUCGACGGCGAGACCAACCUCAAGCAGAGGAUGCUGCCGCCCGGUUUUUUAGAAAUGCAUUUAACUUUUCGUCCAUCGAAGUUCAAAAGCACAGUGGAAGUGGAACGGCCGUCAACCAAGAUCAACCGAUUCACGGGUACCAUCUCGCACCCGAACAAGGAGCGCGUGCAGCUCAACUCCGACCACCUGCUGCUCCGUGAGUGCACGCUCAAGAACACCGACUUCGUGGAGGGCAUCGUCGUGUACGCCGGCCACGAGACCAAGGCCAUGCUCAACAACGGCGGCCCCCGCUACAAGUGCUCCAAGCUUGAAAAGAAAAUGAACACCGACGUUAUCUGGUGCAUCUUGGUCCUACUAUUCCUUUGCUGUACAGGCGCCGUCGGCUGCAAGAUUUUUCUCGACAAAUAUUACAGCCUUCCUAACUUUCCUUAUUUCAUAAUUACCACAAACUCCCCCGCCUACGAAGGACUGAUAAUAUUUUGGACGUACAUUAUUGUCUUACAAGUUAUGAUACCGGUGUCGCUAUACGUGACGAUAGAGAUGACGAAGCUGUUGCAAGUUUACCACAUACACCAGGACGUUGAAAUGUACGAUCCGAUGACGAAUACUCGUGUACAGUGUAGAGCGUUAAACAUCACUGAAGAAUUAGGGCAAAUCAACUAUCUCUUCAGUGACAAGACGGGUACGCUAACCGAGAAUAAGAUGUUGUUUCGGCGGUGUGCGGUGGCGGGAGUGGACUACGACCACCCGCCGGGGCCGCCGGCGGAGCCGUCGCUCGACCUGCCGCCCAUCGUCACCCCCGUCACCCACAUCUCGCCCAAUUCCAGGAUGCUGCAACAUUUGCUUGACAACAAUGGAAAUGAACACACCCAAAAGGUACGCGAGUUCAUGCUGAUCCUGGCGGUGUGCAACACGGUGGUGGUAUCGCAGCCGCACGUGGACGCCAUGCACAUGAGCGGCUCCAGCCCCGGCGACCUGGAGCCCGCGCGCUCCAACGGCACCGCUCGCUCCACCGACAAGUACGCGCGGUUGACAGAGUCGCGGUCUACCACGCCGUCGCCGCCACCGUCCACAACGUCACCGCUGCGCUUCAAGCUGGCGCGCCUGCCCUUCGUGCGCGGCGAGGACAGCGCCAGCGAGCCCAGCACUAGUGCCGACCAACAGACGGUGCGUUUCGAGGCGGAGAGUCCCGACGAGCUGGCGCUGGCGGAGGCGGCGCUGGCCUACGGGUACGAACUGCGCUCGCGCGCGCCCAACGAGGUGGAGGUCGGCGUGCGCGGCGAGCUGGCGCGCCUGCGCGUGCUGCGCGUGCAGCAGUUCGACGCCGCGCGCAAGUGCAUGAGCGUGGCGCUGCGCGACCCGCAGGGGCAGGUGGUGUUGUACGUGAAGGGCGCGGACAGCACGGUGCUGAGCGCGCUGACGCCGGCGCGGGCGGGCUCGGCGGAGGCGGCCGCGCUGGAGCGCACGCGCGCGCUGCUCACCGAGUACUCGCGCGCGGGGCUGCGCACGCUGGUGAUGGCCAAGCGCGUCAUGAACUCCGCGCAGUGGGAGGAGUGGCUCGCCUCGCACCAGCGCGCCUCCGAGAUGGGAGAGGGUCGCGAGAAGCGCAUUCGCGAAUCGCUCGCUCGCCUCGAAAGCGCUUUAACGCUGAUCGGAGCCACGGGCGUCGAAGACCGUCUCCAGGAAGAUGUGCCCCGCACCGUGCGGGCCUUGUUGGACGCCGGGAUCAUCGUGUGGGUGCUGACGGGGGACAAGCCUGAGACCGCCAUCAACAUUGCCUACUCGGCGGCGCUGUUCUCACAGAGAGACAGGCUGCUCCAUCUUAUGUCGAGAGACAAGGACCAAGCAGAGUCUACGAUCAAGGCGUACUUAAGCGCCCCACUGGGGCCGGGCGGGCGCGCGCUGGUGGUGGACGGGCGCACUCUGACGUACAUCCUGGACCGGCGCUCGGGGCUGGUGGCGCCGUUCCUCACGCUCGCGCGCCGCUGCUCCGCCGUGCUGUGCUGCCGCGCCACGCCGCUGCAGAAGGCGUACAUCGUGAAGGCGGUGAAGGAGGAGCUGGGAGUGACGACGCUCGCGAUCGGGGAUGGAGCCAACGAUGUAUCCAUGAUACAGACCGCGGACGUCGGUGUUGGGCUGUCCGGGCAAGAGGGCAGGCAAGCAGUGAUGGCGUCCGACUUUGCGCUGUCGCGGUUCAAGUUCGUCGAGCGGCUGCUGCUGGUGCACGGCCACUGGUGCUACGACCGCCUCGCCAGGAUGAUACUCUACUUCUUCCUCAAGAACGCUACGUUCGUGUUCCUCGUGUUCUGGUACCAGCUGUACUGCGGGUUCUCGUCGGCGGUGAUGAUGGACCAGCUACACAUGAUGACCUACAACCUCGUGUUCACCGCCUUCCCGCCGCUCGUCAUCGGUGCGUACGACCGCGUGGCGCCGGCCGCGCUGCUGUCGGAGCGGCCCGGGCUGUACAGCGCGGCGCGGCGCGGGCUGGCCUACCAGGCGCACUCCUACUGGCUGGUGCUGGCCGAGUCGCUCUACAUCAGCGUCGUCAUCUUCUUCGCCGCCGUCGGCGCCUACUGGGACUCCACCGUGGACCUGUGGGCCUUCGGCAUCUGCAACAUGACCGGCUGUCUGGUCAUCAUGCUGGCGUACGUCGCCAUCGAGACUAGGAGCUGGACUGUGAUCCACGCGAUCGCGCUGCUGGGCUCGCUGGGCGCGUUCUUCGUGGGCACGCUGAUCUACCACUCCAUCCCCUUCACCAUCCUGGGGAUGCCCAUGGCCUACCACGUCAUCCACCACGCCAUCGCCGACCCAGUCUACUGGCUGGUGGUGGUCGUGGCCACCGUCGCUUCGCUCGCGCCGAGAAUGGCGUACCACGCGGUGCGCAACUCGUGGCGGCCCAACGUGCUGGGGCGCGCGGUGCUGGCGCGCCGCCGCGGCCGCGCGCGGCUGCCCUACGCCGCGCACUACCACUGCGACACCGCGAGCGCCGAGGCGCACGUCUACAGGUCGACGGACGAGGAGGGUCUGCAGAAGACCGCCGCGGACGUGGCGGCCAUCACGUGACCGCGCGCGCCACCUCCGAACCUAGGCUGUGAUCUGUCUUAACGUUUAAGUAGAUGUAGAUCGUCCGCGCCCAAACGGCACGGCUAAAGAAACGUUGCAUCCUCUGACUGACGCUCUUGCUCAUUACCUUCGAGAAACAGAAUCUCCUUUCUUGUAUACUAAACUGAAUGAACCACAUUUGGAAUUCGUUUUGAGGUAAUAAAAUAAUAAUCGGAAUCCUAUAGUCUGUAUCUUUAGGUAUUUAAAUAAAAGUAAACAAACAAUUUGUACAUUUUCGGGUAGUUAUAACAUUUAUUGGGUAACCAACCAAAUAUAAAACCGCCUGGAUCAGUGACUGAACGAUCUGACUUUAACCUACAUUAUUUGAUCAUGUAAUGUUUUCAUCUACCCCCAACUGGCUUUAGGAGCCAUUUGAGGUUAGAUUUUGUUUACUUUUAUUUAAAUGCCUAAAGAUACAGAGUAUAAUUAGAUCUAUUCCCGAUAAAUAGGAAUACCUA
This is a messenger RNA of Cydia splendana, 4893 nucleotides long. RefSeq names its product phospholipid-transporting ATPase VD. Gene Ontology annotation, molecular function: magnesium ion binding; ATP binding; ATP hydrolysis activity. The transcript has 16 exons. Gene Ontology annotation, cellular component: plasma membrane. The record is from RefSeq and is a predicted model, not a curated record. Bases 386 to 4396 code for a protein of 1336 amino acids. Lineage: Eukaryota; Metazoa; Arthropoda; Insecta; Lepidoptera; Tortricidae. Gene Ontology annotation, biological process: phospholipid translocation.